This is a messenger RNA of Colossoma macropomum (tambaqui), 2229 nucleotides long. RefSeq names its product inka box actin regulator 2 (gene inka2). Gene Ontology annotation, cellular component: nucleus. The record is from RefSeq and is a predicted model, not a curated record. Gene Ontology annotation, molecular function: protein serine/threonine kinase inhibitor activity; protein kinase binding. Bases 432 to 1619 code for a protein of 395 amino acids. The transcript has 2 exons. NCBI's taxonomy places the organism in Eukaryota, Metazoa, Chordata, Actinopteri, Characiformes, Serrasalmidae.
ACGUGGAGUCAGAUCUCAGCGGUUGGUUUGGCUGAACACAACGUUAACAGCGGUGGACAGGAAAACCUGAGACUUUCUCAGUCACAGACCUGAGGGGAGAUAAGAGAGAAAUGGCUGAGCUCUGACCUGGAAAGUGUCAGUGAGUUCUCUCACAGUGCAGUGAAGGUCCGGCAGCGCUGCGCUCCGGGUCUCUCAAAUCUCCGUGUUUGAUUUGAAGUGACUGUCUGAGGCGGAGUGAAGAUCACAGAUUACACUCUGCACUUCGGCUCCUGCUAUCAGUUAGGUACUCGAGAGAAGCUGAGAGGAGACAGUGUGCUCUACAGACUGACACUCGGUUCCUACAUAAACGACUUCAGCUGGACUUGGUGGUUUUAAUGGGACGCUGUUAGCCGUGUUAGCUCGUUUUAGCUCGUCAUUAGCUCAGUUCUGUGAUGGAGCGCGUGCCCGAGCGCAAGGACAUGGACAACUGCCUGAAACGGCUAAAACAGGAGCUGAUUUCCAUGAGGGAGGCAGGUGAUGGUCUUCAAGCUCAGAUGAACUCUAUGAUGGGAGCUCUGCAGGAGCUGAAACUCCUUCAGGUUCAGACUGCACUGGAGCAACUGCAGAUCUCCUGCAAAACCACUCAGCUUCCUCCUGGAGCUACAGCUUCAGAUACACAGUUUGUAGAACAGCUGGAAAACAUCCCGAGAGAAACCAGGAAAAAGGAUACAGAGAUAUCAGAAAGAUCACAGAAUCAUACAUUCACAAGGGAAUCAAGUCUGUCAGACCUAGAAAUGGACCCACCCAUGUUCCUCACCAGCUCCCCAUUUGAGGACAAUAGUCUUGCUCCACACAGGCUACCUAGGAGGCAGGACCCAAGAGGAACCCACCAUAGAGGAAGCCUUUGCACGUCUGCCUCUUUCUCCAGCUUUGAUGAUGACAGCUUCUCUUCGCGUGACUCUCGUGGUUCUCCUUUGGAAAAUGCAUCUUGCCAUUCAGCCUCAAGGUCCACAUUUGAGGAGCAUCAACCUCCGUUCCACCCAGCAACAAUGGCAGAGCUUCAGGGGCUAAUGGACACUCUAUCACGUGAAGGUCCCUCCAUUGACAGUGAUUUUUCUCAUUACGACACAGACGACUCCAGCGACUGGACAUCCUCUCUAAUGAGCCAUAGCCGAAACAGACAGCCAUUGGUGCUCGGAGACAACGUCUUGGCCGAUCUUGUGGGAAACUGGCUGGACUUGCCUGAGCUGGAGAGCCGGCUAGCCAAUGAAGAAGAGCGAGUAGGAAGGUUGGCUGAAGCUGCCGAGCAUCCACUGCGCCUCAGCUGCUCUCAGGAGUUCUGCAGGAGACUCACUCUAACUACUAACAUCUUCAAAAAAGUCUUGAGGAGCAUUCGACCCGACCGGGACAGACUGCUCAAGGAGAGACCCGGGUGGCUGACCCCAGAGGAUGAGGAGGAGGAACUGUUAAAAAGAGCCAAGAAGAUAAAGGGCUCCAAGCCAAAAGGAAGCUUUUAUAGACCCUUCUGGAAAAGAGAUGGUGGGAGAGCCUGGAAAAGUAGGCCAAAACCAGACAACAUCGAGGAGAUUACGAGUUCAAAAGGGUCUGUAUUUGAUUAUAGCUCUGCAGUAUGGGUCUAAAAGCUGAUUACAAUCAGUGAUGAUCACACAGAAAAAACUGAGGACUUAUUUAAAUAAAGCAGAUGAGUGUGGAGGCCUAAGAAGCUCAGAUAGACUGAAAUUAUAAGAACUCUCAGUACCAAAGCUUUCGUUAUCAACCUUGAUGUUUCAAGCACAUAGAAAAUUUGACUGAUUUCUUUGUUUCCAGAUCUCAGAUUUGUUUUUCCUAGUACUGUACAUUCCUCUAAAACUAUUCUCUAUGUAUAUCAUGUCCUUGCAUAUGAAAAAGUAAUACCACAAUGUCUCUGUAUAUAAGGUCACCACACAAAUAGAGUGUUUUUGUAAAGUAUCUUUUGGGGAAACAAAAACAAGCUGUCUGUUCCUGCUGAGUCAAAUUAACCACUGUCAGUCUGCUCAUUGAUUUUCUGCCUCCUUAAGCAGGGAUGUCAGACCGCCAAUCAAAUGACCAACAAUGCUGAUUACCCAGACCUCUCAGGACCUUACACAAAUAAUCAUCCAGACCACCUCUACUCCUGUAGUCUUGCUGUCUUUUAUUCUACAGCCAACUCUCAUGCAGACAGAGAAAGAUGUAAUGCUUGUAUGCACAUGUUGAUAUUUUUAAAAUAAAAAA